Messenger RNA from Helianthus annuus (common sunflower), 937 nucleotides. Its product is annotated as tryptophan--tRNA ligase, chloroplastic/mitochondrial. Gene Ontology annotation, molecular function: ATP binding; tryptophan-tRNA ligase activity. NCBI's taxonomy places the organism in Eukaryota, Viridiplantae, Streptophyta, Magnoliopsida, Asterales, Asteraceae. The transcript is spliced from 10 exons. Gene Ontology annotation, biological process: tryptophanyl-tRNA aminoacylation. Bases 1 to 738 code for a protein of 245 amino acids. The record is from RefSeq and is a predicted model, not a curated record. Gene Ontology annotation, cellular component: mitochondrion; chloroplast.
AUGUGUUUCCCCAACAUCAUAAGCCUCUUUACUUGCUGCACUUCUUGGGAAAGAAGUCGUCUUGGUAUUGGAUCCGCUCUUCUCUCACUUCCUCAAUCUCUCAAACGCUUGUCCACGCUUCACUCUGAUUUAGUCCCAGUUGGUGAAGACCAAAAGCAGCAUCUAGAAUUGACACGAGAGCUUGCUGAACGUGUUAAUCACUUAUAUGGUGGUAGAAAAUGGAAGAAGUUGGGAGGACGUGGUGGUUUGAUCUUUAAGGUUCCUGAGCCCUUAAUUCCUCCUGCUGGAGCACGGGUGAUGUCACUUACGGAUGGUCUUUCUAAGAUGUCCAAGUCUGCUACUUCGGAUCUGUCUCGUAUUAAUUUGCUUGACUCAAAAGAUGCAAUUGCAAACAAGAUUAAGCGUUGCAAGACAGAUUCUUUUCCAGGCUUGGAGUUUGACAAUCCGGAUAGGCCUGAAUGCAAUAACCUUCUUUCGAUAUAUCAAAUCAUCACAAACAAGACAAAGGAGGAAGUCGCGCAAGAGUGCCAGAGUAUGAACUGGGGAACUUUUAAACCUGUUCUUACUGAUGCUUUAAUCGAUCAUCUCCAACCAAUCCAGGCUCGAUACGAGGAAAUUAUGUCUGAUACAGGUUAUUUGGACCAAAUUUUGGCAGAGGGUGCAAGCAAAGCUGCAGAUAUAGCAGAUGUGACUGUUAGCAAUGUAUACCAGGCAAUGGGAUUUUUAAAGAGACGAUAACCGAUAACGAAUAAGCUAUAUCUUGGGAUCGAGAAAGACACUGUACGGUUCAUUAUUGUCACAAAUUUUCUAAUUACCUGGCUGAAGGUUAAUUAGCAUACAUGUUCACAUUCUUUUAUGCAGUUAUAUUAAUGUGUUUAUAUGUUAAUAACGAGUAUCAAAUGUUUAAAACAGGGUAUUUAAAACAUUCUUUUAUGCA